AGGAAUUCUCACCUUGUGAUAGCACCUUCGCCUUCGUUUUUUUUUUCUUUCACUAUUGUUGUUCUUGUUAUUUUCCCCUCACACUAGUCGUAGCAACGCAUAGCACCUGGUUUCAGCCUCUCCUCGCUCUUCCUUCUCUCUUUCCUCAGCGAUCGCGAUUUUCCGUAUCGUCUCGUAUAUCUUUCUCUUGUUCAGUGAAGCUCGCUCUCUUGUUGCGGGGAGCACCUCUGCGUCCGUCUCACGAAGACUUCAUCUCUUUUAACUGGGUUUAUUGGAUUUUAUUUUAUAUUUAUUUCUUUCUUUCUUUCAUUUAUUAUUUCUUCCUCUUUCCUCGUGUAUUUGACUCUCCGCCGUGUGUCUGUGUGUCCCGACGCACCCUCAAAGUCAGUCGUGGUGAACCCGCCGGGUUUUCUCUUUAGCUGUUGUUGCUGCCCUUUGUUCGCUUCUCCUUUUUUUUCUCUUUUGCCUGAGAGAACAAGAAAAAACCUUAAACCCCAAAACGCAUUCAUUUGUUUCUACGUAAAGCAGCAGCAGCAGCGGUAGUGUUCGUCGUAGUAACGCCCGACUUCUUAAAAAAAAAAGAAAAGAGUGGAUAUACAUACCCACAUACAGAUUUCCCAAGUAGACCAACGUGUCCGCUCGUUCGAUUACCAAGCUGUACUUUCUCUGAACUGCCUCUUCUCUGUUUUUGUUUCUCUCUUUUUUUUUACUAUUUUUACUAUUACUUCUGUCUCGACUGACCUUGAUCUCCUUGCGACAAAAUCGCCUCGUUUUGGAUAUCAGCCGGGGUUUUUCUUUAGUUCUUCUUCUCACACACACACACACACACACACACCUUCUUUGUUACAAAAGAAAAAAAAAACCUUCCUUUUCGCAGUUGAGGAGCUUGUGAACUCUUCGAAAGCGGUCCAACACGGUGAACGAAGAAGCAGAAGCGCAGAUCAUCUGUGCUGGUUCUUUGCGGUCGUUGUUGUUUCACUGCUCGGCUUUGUCGCGCCAGAGUUCACCGCCCCUUCUCUUCUUCCCCAAUUUGUUUUGUUUGUUUUCGUUCUUGUUUUCUUUUUCUCUUUCUUUUCUUUUUUUUUUAGUCUUUCGAAAUCGAAUAGCAUUAACUCCUGCCAGCGUUUUUUUUUCUCUUCUGUAUUAUUAUUUCGUGGUUUAUUGUUUGUUGGUUUCCUUCUCUUUCAGUGAUCUCUCGCUCGCUCUCUCUCUCUCUCCCCCUGCGCAUAAGUCCAAUAGUUCUUGCAAUAGCGAAGAAUAUACCCACUGCGGUGCAGACGCGUCCUUUUUUUGGUUUUGCUUCCUUCCUUUCAUUCUUCUCCAGCUCGUCUCGCAUUAUUAUUUCUAUUAGUUGUUUUCUUUGACAUCGAUUCUUUGCUUUCUCCUUUCUCCUUUCUUUCUGCGACCCAACCAUGAUGCGUCGUAUUUCCGCGCAAACGGUUGCGGCGGCCGUCGGCCUCGCUGCUGCUGCACCGACGACCCGCCAGGCGGUGGUGCACCUCGCCGCGUUGAACUUCGGCGCCGCUCGCCGCUUCAACUCCUCCGGCGCACCCGCCUCGGUGGACCGCGCUGCGAUUAUCAUGCGCAUCAACAAGGAGGGCGUCUUUGACACGAAAAUCGUGGAGUCGCUCGUGAACAAGUACGUGAACGGCUUUGAGAAGACGACGUACCUGCAGAACUUCACGCUGGAGGAGAUCACCUCCCACGUGCAGGGGCUUCUGACGGCCGAGGCGCGCUUCCGCAUGGGCGACACCUUUGAGUACGUGCAUGAGGACGCGCACAGCGCCUUUUACAUCUGCCACAACGAGCCCAAAACGAAGCUGCGCAUGGUGCGCAAGAUGGCGGAGUUCGUAUCACUCAACGAGGACCUCACCUUGGGCAGCAACACGCUCCACUACGUCAGCGAGGACCGCAACAUCGCCAUCUACACCGCCGUCACGGAGGGCUUCGCGAAGGAGCGGCAGGGUGAGCAACACGUGAACCCCAAAAGCCCGGCGCUGCCGACGGUGACCGCCGACCGGCAGCUGAACGAGGCCACCCGCGACCUCAUUCGCGGCCUGCUGCGUCGCCAGCUGACGUCCGUCUUCCCUGUCUUCGACAUUGCCAAGAGUGACGACGGCCACGUGCACUUUACGAUGGCGACCACGGUGGAGCGCACUAACUACGUCGCCUCGCUGCUCGCCAUCUUUCAGGAGAUCGCCGGCGCGGAGGUGGUGAGCAGUGCCUCCUUCACCUUCUCGAACGGGGUGCAGGUGUACAUGUUCGCCGUCAAGGGCACCACGGCGGCGGCGAUCGAGGAGCGGGCGUCGAUGGUGGGUCUCCUGCCGAACCGCCCCUUUAACGCGAUGACGCGCAUGCACGAGGCCGGUGCGCUGACGUGCGAGGAGACAGUCUUCAUUGACGCCGCGGUGAUCUUCUCCAUGUACUUCACUCGAAGCCCGACGACGGAUGACUACCGCCACCUGAGUGCGAUCCUGGAGAAGGAGCCGAACGGCGUGCACCGCCUCAACAAUCUGCGCUCAUCGCUCACGCAGGAGGUGAUGUCGGAGCGCUACGCCGGCUCCGUCAUCGCCCUCUACCCGGAGUUCGUGAAGAUGAUUUACGAGGACUUCCGCCUCGGUUCCACCGCGGAGCGGCGUGCCACUAUUGCGGACAAGAUCAGCCACCGCCUGCGCGAGGAUGAGCGCCCCGACUACGACUUCGAAAUCUUCCGCUCCUUCAUCAAGUUCAACGAGGUGAUCAUCAAGCACAACUUCUUCAAGACGGACAAGGCCGCCCUCGCCUUCCGGCUGAACCCGGCGUUCCUGCAGGAGCUCAAGUUCCCGCGCGUGCCGCACGGCGUGUUCCUCUUCGCCGGCGGGCAGUGGCGUGGCUUCCACAUUCGCUUCACCGACAUCGCGCGUGGCGGGGUGCGCAUGAUCAUCUCAAAGGAGAAGAACUACCGCAAGAACAAGCGCAGCGUCUUCCAGGAGAACUACAAUCUCGCCCUCACGCAGCUGCUCAAGAACAAGGACAUCCCGGAGGGCGGCAGCAAGGGGACGAUCCUGGUCUCCAGCCGCUACCUCAACAAGUUUGACGAGGUCCGCUGCAAACACAUCUUCCUCCAGUAUGUCGAUGCCCUGCUGGACCUCAUCAUCCCUGGCGAGAGCGGCGUCGUGGACAACCUGCAGAAGAACGAGAUCAUCUUCCUCGGCCCUGACGAGAACACCGCCGGCACCUUCCCGGCUGCGGGGGCGACGUACAGCAGGGACCGCGGUUACGCGGCGUGGAAAUCCUUCACCACCGGCAAGGACCCCGAGCUGGGCGGCAUCCCACACGACGUGUACGGCAUGACAACGCACAGCGUCCGCGCCUACGUCACCUCCCUCUACGAGAAGCUCGGCCUGCAGGAGACGGAGAUGCGCAAGUUCCAGACCGGCGGCCCGGACGGCGACCUCGGCUCCAAUGAGGUGCUGCGCAGCAAGGAGAAGAUGAUCGGCAUGGUCGACAUCUCCGCCUCCCUGCACGACCCGCACGGCAUCGACCGCACCGAGCUGAACCGCCUCGCCCACCACCGCCUCCCCCUGCGGGAGUUCAACCGCAGCAAGCUGUCGAAGGAGGGCUUCCUCGUGCUGACGGAGGACCGCAACAUCACGCUGCCGGACCGCACCUUCGUCGAGGACGGCGCGCGCCUGCGUGAUGAGUUCCAUUUCUUGAAGUACUCCGACGCGGACAUCUUCGUGCCGUGCGGCGGUCGCCCGCGCAGCGUCACGCUGGAGAACGUCGGCCGCUUCCUGAAGGUGCCGGACGCGGACGGGGAGUCGAUGAUGGCGGGUAAGUACGCAAACCUGCCGCCGGAGUCGCUGAAGUUCAAGCUGAUCGUCGAGGGCGCCAACUUGUUCAUCUCGCAGGAUGCCCGCCUGGCGCUGGAGCGCUGCGGCGUGGUGCUGAUCAAGGACGCGUCGGCGAACAAAGGUGGCGUGACCUCCUCCUCGCUCGAGGUCUUCGCCGGCCUGUGCCUCUCGGACGAGGAGCACGCGAAGUACAUGUCCGCCAAGAGCGAGACGGACGCGCCAGAGUUCUACAAGAAGUACGUGCAGGAGAUUCUCGACCGCGUCGAGGAGAACGCGAAGCUCGAGUUCGAGGCGAUCUGGCGUGAGGGGGAGAAGAACCCGCAGCAGCCCAAGACGCUCAUCGCGGAUGCCCUCAGCAGCAAGAACGUGCAAAUCCGCGCGAACAUGCUGAGCAGCGACAUCUUCCAGAGCAAGGACCUUGUCCGCUACGUCAUGGGGGAGUACGCGCCCAAGACGCUGAAGGAGGUGGUCCCUGUCGAUGUGAUGCUGCAGCGUGUGCCGGAGAACUACCAGCACGCCAUCUGCGCCAUGUGGCUCGCCUCACGCUACGUCUACCAAACCGGCAUCGACAGCAACGAGUUCGACUUCUUCCGCUACAUGACGGAGAUCAACAACCAAGUGGUGAAGAGCGCCAAGAAGUAA
Messenger RNA from Leptomonas pyrrhocoris, 4475 nucleotides. RefSeq names its product putative mitochondrial glutamate dehydrogenase (GDH). The record is from RefSeq and is a predicted model, not a curated record. NCBI's taxonomy places the organism in Eukaryota, Euglenozoa, Kinetoplastea, Trypanosomatida, Trypanosomatidae. Gene Ontology annotation, molecular function: L-glutamate dehydrogenase (NAD+) activity. Bases 1413 to 4475 code for a protein of 1020 amino acids. Gene Ontology annotation, cellular component: mitochondrion. The transcript has a single exon.